This is a messenger RNA of Condylostylus longicornis, 864 nucleotides long. Its product is annotated as transducin beta-like protein 2. Gene Ontology annotation, molecular function: protein binding. Gene Ontology annotation, biological process: endoplasmic reticulum unfolded protein response. The coding region runs from base 1 to 864 and encodes 287 amino acids. The transcript is spliced from 4 exons. Lineage: Eukaryota; Metazoa; Arthropoda; Insecta; Diptera; Dolichopodidae. Gene Ontology annotation, cellular component: endoplasmic reticulum. The record is from RefSeq and is a predicted model, not a curated record.
AUGAAAAUUGAAUCUCAUGAAAAUAGAACUGUGCUAAUUUGGUCAACCAACCAACUGGAAGAUGCGAAAGAUAGAAAAUGGUUUCGAUUAAAUAUUCAAUAUGAUUACGGAAUUAAAUUAGCUUGGAGUCCAGAUAGUAAAGCAAUAGCUAUUCUUAAAGCUGCAGAAAAUUGUAUUGAAGUAUAUAAAUUGGACAGAAAGGAUGGAUGGUUUUCAAGUUAUGAGCGUUGUUUAACUUUUCCAAAAGUAACUGAUGAUGAAAUAGUGGGUUUCGGUAUUUCUUGUACUGGUCGUUAUAUAAUAACGUGUACCAAUAACACAGAUUUGUAUAUAUGGAAUUUAAAAGGCAGUAUCCUGGAAAAAAUUGAUACAUAUCUAAUGAACACUUACUCAGCUAAAAUAUCACCAUGUGGCAGAUUUGUUGCGGCUUGUGGUUUUGCUCCAGAUUGUAAAAUAUGGGAAGUUAAAUUCUCCAGAAAUGGUGAAUAUCAAAAAACUGUAAGAGCAUUUGAUUUAACCGGUCAUACAUCAGGAAUAUAUGAUUGUGCAUUUGAUCAAGAUUCUUCUCAUAUAGCUACUGUUUCAAAAGAUAGUUCUUGGAAACUUUUUGACAUUAAAAUUGAAUUUGAUAAGGGUCAAUUACCACGUUGCUUAAAAACUGGCAAAUACACAAUCGGCAGCACAGACCCUAUAAGUGCUUUAUCAUUAAAUGCUGAAGUUUUAGCAAUAGCUAGCGGUAAUCAAAUACAGUUAUUUUCAAUGUUUACUGGCGAAUUAGAUAUGACAAUAAAAAAUGUUUAUGAGGGACCAAUAGCCGAAAUAAUGUUUGAUCCAUUAGCAACCAUUUCUAAUGACGCAAAAUGA